This is a messenger RNA of Mustela lutreola (European mink), 3775 nucleotides long. RefSeq names its product testis-specific serine/threonine-protein kinase 1. Gene Ontology annotation, cellular component: cytoplasm. The transcript has a single exon. Gene Ontology annotation, molecular function: tau-protein kinase activity; protein serine/threonine kinase activity; ATP binding. Bases 2066 to 3157 code for a protein of 363 amino acids. The record is from RefSeq and is a predicted model, not a curated record. Gene Ontology annotation, biological process: microtubule cytoskeleton organization; protein phosphorylation; intracellular signal transduction. NCBI's taxonomy places the organism in Eukaryota, Metazoa, Chordata, Mammalia, Carnivora, Mustelidae.
GGGGGGGCGGAGCGUGAAGGAAAAGAAGAAGGACCGGGACCCGAGGUGGACAGGGUGAAGCAGGACCCUGGGGCGCGAGAGAUCGUCACAACUUGCAUACCUGCAGACCCACGUCCGGUCAGCGGCCCAAGAGUGCUCCCUAAAGUGGUCCUCUAAAGGCAGAACCGCUGCGGGAAAGGGACGAGGAAAACGGGAAAAACCCAGACAAGCUUUGAGGAAGUGGGAAGAUGGGGGAAUGGAGGAUCCACCCUGCAAGGAACAGGCAGGUGUGGCUUCACUAGCACACGCUACUGAAAAGGAAAUACCUUAAAGGAGUUUCGUACAAAAGGAGCUGACAGGGAAACCCAGACCUUAGACUGGGGAGCAAAGCUGGCCUCUGAAGGAAGAGCCCUGCCUACACAAUGUGGGAGGAGGGGGAAGGAAUGUUGGACACAGCUGCUGCCACAGCAGGCCACAUCUGCAAGGAGGAAAGGCUCCGGAGACCAUGGUCCCAGUGCUGGCCUCACACCUGUUAGGGAACAGAUUGUCUGCGGAAGAGAACACAGCAGAUGGAGUGUCCCACUAGGAGAGGAGCAAGCUGUCCAGUGGAAGGACCACCAGCCACACAGACAAGGCCUAGUACAGGAUGUCAAGGCUGGGGAAGAGAGUGAAGAUGGGAGCAGAGAAAAGGGGGGGGGGCAUUUUAGCCUGGCACACCUCUCACCCCACCAACUUACUCCCCAGGAGCAGUCCUCCCAAGUCCCUUCAAGGCAUAAUCCUCCUGAAUGUCCCAGGAUUCUCAGGGUCCAUGAGAGAGGUACCCACUCCCACUGAGUGGAGAUAGCCAAGAUAAAACCCAAGGCUAGGCCAGACCUGCCUGCACCUGCUCCCUCCAGGCGUGCCCUGUGGCAGGUGUUAGACAAAGGGCCUAUCACAGCAGAGGGGCCCCCCUACUAGCAGAAACAGUGGUCCCUGUCCAACACUGCCCUGACUGCUUGCAUUGUCCUUAUGGAGCAUUCCCUGGAGCAGCUGCUAUACUCAGAGAGACCCAGGCCCAACCUUCAAUGUGCCCAGGGAGCCCAGCCAAGGUUACAGGCUGGGCAGACCCCAGGGAGGGAAGUCACAGCUAAGAGCAGAUAUUUCCACCAGCUGUCCCCUUGCAGAGCCACUGUUAAAGAAGCAGGCCAGCAAAGGUUCAGAUGGGGAGGGAGAAACGUGAGAAGUCCAGCCCAACCAUGCAGGGAGAAGGCAAAGCCCUGGCUUCCGAAAUUGCAGUCACUGCUGGGCCAAGAGUCUUUGCCCCUCCUGAAACACCUCUACCUUUGGCCCUCCUGCACAGCCUGCAGACUGCCUAUGUAGACACCACCAAGACCCUCUAGGGCUGAAGGGAGAUAAAAGAGGUCAGGGAUAUUUUGCCCCAGUUCCCUCCCUGUGGAGUCACUGCCUCUAUACCUUCCCAGUUUCCAGUGACCAACCUUCCCUUCUUCCAGGGGUCUGUAACUACCCUUAGGGUACCCCCUACUGUUAACUCCACUUCCACCUUUGUAAAUAAGAUGACUUCAUUAAACUGUCCUCAAACUGCCCCAACUUGAGUAUGUCUUUUGUUUCCUGCUGGGACUCAGAAUGACCAUCCAACCCGGAUUUCCUGAGAUGCCCCAUGUUGCAAUAAUCAAUCCCACGAGGAGGCCUGGCUCCUUGUUUGGAAGCACCGGCAGACCAAUGUGUUCCCCACAGCCCCCACCUACCUCAGGUCUCAGCCAAGCGCAAGGCCACUCUCCGCUGGCCUUUGGUCCACUCCAACCCCCUGGCUGGCCUUCCAGGGUUCCAAGUCCAAGUGGCUAAGGCCAGAGCCUCAUUCCCCCAGGGCACUCCUCCUUUAUGACUUCACCCACUGAAGUCACCUGGGGGACAAUGCUGAAUGUUCCACCCCAGAGUCUUGGCCUCUAGGAGGCAGGGACAGCAGGCCCAGCCAGCCCAGAGGACUCUCUGUCCACAGUGUAAAUGAGGACAUUUAAUGAGGGCAGCUGGCCCAUGUCCCGCAGGGAUGUAGAGGGCAGCCUCAGAGGCACUGGGCACUCCCGGUACCAUGGAUGACGCUGCCGUCCUCAAACGACGAGGCUACAUCAUGGGGAUAAAUUUGGGAGAGGGCUCGUACGCAAAAGUCAAAUCCGCUUACUCUGAGCGCCUGAAGUUCAACGUGGCAGUUAAGAUCAUCGACCGCAAGAAAGCCCCCACGGACUUCUUGGAGAAAUUCCUUCCCCGGGAAAUUGAGAUUCUGGCCAUGCUAAACCACCGCUCCAUUGUCAAGACCUAUGAGAUCUUCGAGACAUCAGAUGGCAAGGUCUACAUUGUCAUGGAGCUUGGGGUCCAGGGUGACCUCCUGGAGUUCAUCAAAACCCGGGGAGCCCUGCACGAGGACGAUGCUCGCAAGAAGUUCCACCAGCUCUCCUCAGCCAUCAAGUACUGCCAUGACCUGGACGUCGUCCACCGAGAUCUCAAGUGUGAGAACCUUCUCCUCGACAAGGACUUCAACAUCAAGCUGUCUGACUUCGGCUUCUCCAAGCGCUGCCUGCGGGACGACAGCGGCCGCAUCAUCCUCAGCAAGACCUUCUGUGGGUCGGCGGCGUAUGCGGCCCCCGAGGUGCUGCAGGGCAUCCCCUACCAGCCCAAGGUGUAUGACAUCUGGAGCCUGGGCGUGAUCCUCUACAUCAUGGUCUGUGGCUCCAUGCCCUAUGACGACUCCAACAUCAAGAAGAUGCUGCGCAUCCAGAAGGAGCACCGUGUCAACUUCCCUCGCUCCAAGCACCUGACUGGCGAGUGCAAGGACCUCAUCUACCGCAUGCUACAGCCGGACGUCAACCGGCGCCUGCACAUCGACGAGAUCCUCAGCCACUGUUGGGUGCAGCCCAAGGUGCGGGGCCUGUCCUCUGCAGCCAUCCACAAGGAAGGGGAGAGCUCCCGGGGCGCUGAGCCCUCACGGACCCCUGAGACCCCUGACAAAAAGUCUGCCACCAAGCUGGAGCCCCGGGAGGAGGCAGGGCCCGAGACACAGUCCGAGCCAAAACCCAACGAGGAGGAGACUUUGCAAGUGCCAGUGUCAAGGCAAUCAGACAACAUGGACCUUAACGGAGAGCUGCCCGGCAGAGUGAUAGAGGAAGAGGCCCUCCCACAACCCUGACAGACACACACCUAGCGAGCCUCUCUUGGCCCAGGGGGCCAGCUGGGAAUGAAGCAGAGUUCAUGGCUUUAAGCCUGAGCUCCAGAGAAAUCAAGGGACAAAGCAGAGAAGGAAGAUUGUCCUGGAUGAGCCACUAUUUUCGUCAGUUUCUUCUCCCCCUCUUUGAACUUGGUAACCCACAUGGCUAAAGGAGCAAUAAAUCACUAUAUUAGUGCAGACCCCAAGAUGAAUGUCUUUUCCCUAGCUGACUGUGGUCAUCCAGGGAGAGGAUCCUGCACUCCCUGCGUUCCCCAAACCCGGCCCCCCACUCUCAGAUCGGAUGGCACCUCAUUUCACCUCUAGUUUGGGAAGAUACAUCCCCAUGUGCCCAGCCUGACUGUGACCUCAGGCCCUGGACCAGAGCAGAAAGCUGAGCAAGGAAGAUGCUCUUUCAAGAGGGAGGCCAUGAGUGUGGUGCUGGGGAGCGGAAGGGAGCACGGAGAGGAUAAGACCAAGAAGGGCAAGGGGGCAAGGGGACUGCCUGCAGCAGAGGGGAAGGAGGCGGGGCUCCUCUGGAGCUGGGGCUGAGGAUCUGGGCCCUCAACAUCUCAGUGCCACUGCCUCCCCAAGGCUGCCGGU